CCACACGGCCCCACUCUCUCUCUCUCUCUCUCUCUAGACCACAUCGCUUUCUCUCUCCAAGGGUUUCAGAAAUGUUCUCCGGCAGCCAAUUCGACGCCAACUCCGCCUUCGCCGGCGGCGGCUUCAUGUCUUCUCAGGCCACUCAAUACGGCGGCGAUUCCAAUUCCUCGGCGUCUAGGAGUCGUGAGAGUCACGGACUGGUUCCCGUGACGGUGAAGCAGAUAAGCGAAGCGCAUCAGUCCGGCGAUGAGAAAUCGAACUUUGUGAUCGACGGUGUUGAUGUGGCCAAUGUAUCUGUGCUUGGGAUGGUGUUUGAGAAAGCUGAGCAGGCCACUUGUGUUAACUUUAUGCUCGAUGAUGGGACGGGGCGAAUCAAAUGCCGAAGAUGGGUCAAUGAGAGUUUUGAUUCAACAGAAAUGGAGCAAAUACAAGAUGGAAUGUAUGUUAGUGUCAAUGGACAUCUGAAAGUCUUUCAAGGUGUUCGAGAGAUAGUUGCGUUCUCAGUGAGGCCAGUGAAGAACUUUGAUGAAGUUGCCUUCCACUACAUUGAGUGCAUACAUAACAACUUACUGUUACAGAAGCUGAAGGGAAGUGCUGUAAUUCAACCUCAGCCUAUGGGAUCAUCUGUGUACACUCCUGUAAAGAGUGAGCCUAGUGGACAUCAGACAACCUCAUCUAACCAAGUGGGGAAAUUUACUGCUGAUGGACAAAAGAGCGUUCAUGAAUUGAUUCAUGAGUAUAUGAUGCUGCAGCCCUCAAGCGCUGACGCAAACGGAAAUGGAAUAACCACACAGGAGCUUUCCCAGCACCUAAAGCUUCCCAUGGAGAAGAUCAUGGAUGGUAUCAGGACUCUUGAAGAAGAAGGCACACUAUAUUCCACAAUUGAUGAAUUUCACUAUAAGUUAACUAGUAUCUAGUGUGCUUCAGUAAAUCAACUGUUGGAAAUGUUGGUGUACAUUUUGGUUUAGCAUUCUCUGCUAUCAAACGGUUACUCUGGUGGUUCAGUUGCAAAAGUUUGCUUCUUCA
Argentina anserina (silverweed cinquefoil) is the source of this 1026-nucleotide messenger RNA. RefSeq names its product replication protein A 32 kDa subunit A. The transcript has 10 exons. The record is from RefSeq and is a predicted model, not a curated record. Gene Ontology annotation, cellular component: site of double-strand break; DNA replication factor A complex; chromosome, telomeric region. Gene Ontology annotation, molecular function: single-stranded DNA binding. Lineage: Eukaryota; Viridiplantae; Streptophyta; Magnoliopsida; Rosales; Rosaceae. Gene Ontology annotation, biological process: double-strand break repair via homologous recombination; DNA replication; nucleotide-excision repair. The coding region runs from base 72 to 917 and encodes 281 amino acids.